AUGUCUUGGAUCAUUGAUGCUAUCUAUUUUGAUGGGGUUGAAUUUGACAACGACACCGGUGUAGUGACGAGUCUAGACCUACGUGGUGCAUGUCUCACGGGUCCUCUCAAGGCUAAUAGUAGCCUUUUCAGAUUCCACCACCUCAGGUAUCUCGACCUCUCUUACAACUAUUUUUACCCAUCAUUAUUCCCCUCCGAGUUUGGUAGACUCACCAGCUUAAGGUUCUUGAAUCUUAAAUCUAGUGGCUUCGUAGGAAAUGUUCCAUCCUUAAUCAAUAACCUAAGCCACCUAACCCACUUGGACCUUUCAUUUAACAAGUUCAACAGUAGUUUUCCCCUCUUAUACAAUCUAACCAAACUUUCUUCUUUAGACCUUUCAAACAAUAGAUUUAAAGGAAAAGUGCCUGAGUGGUUAUGGAAUCUACCUUCUUUGAAGGCAAUGAUACUCUCCCACAACUCUUUCAAUAGUUUUGAGGGCUCCUCGGAAGUGUUCCUUCAUUCACCACUUGUGUACUUAUAUUUGAAUUCAAACGCCUUUCGAGGAUAUUUUCCUAUGAUUCCACAAAGCAUGAGGUACAUAGUUGCAUCAAAUAACAAGUUCACAGGAGAGAUACCUCGUUCAUUGUGCAAUCCAAGGAACCUGACAUUCCUUGAUUUAUCAAACAACAAAUUCAGUGGUUCAGUUCCAAGAUGCUUGAGUAAGUCACUAACAGUGUUAAAUCUUCGUGACAACAACCUUGAAAGACUUUCAGACAUAUUCUACAGAAGCAACUCGCUAAAGGCACUUGAUGUUGGCCAUAAUCAUAUAACCGGAAAGCUUACAAGAUCCCUUGUGAAUUGCACUAGUCUCGAGGUUCUAAACGUUGAGAGCAAUAGAAUCACAGAUACUUUUCCGUUCUGGCUGAAGGCUCUACCGAAUCUGCAAGUCAUUAUCAUACGAACGAACCGAUUCUAUGGUCCUAUAUCUUCUCCACCAAAUCCUCUAUCGUUUCCAAAGCUGCAUAUAAUUGACAUAUCGCGUAACAAUUUUACCGGAAGUCUACCACCGGACUACUUUGUGAACUGGAGUGCAACCUUGGUGAACAUCCCUCAAGAUCAUCAACGGCGACCAGAGUACAUGGGAGAUUCUUACUCACUUGGGUUUCAACCAUCCAUGUACGUGGCUAACAAAGGACUCCACAUAAAGCUGGAGAAAAUCCUAAGAACUUUCGGAGUCAUUGAUUUCUCUGGAAACAGACUUGAAGGACAGAUUCCUGAAUCAAUAGGUCUCUUGAAGUCUCUCAUUGUAUUUGACUUAUCCAACAAUAGUUUCACAGGUUAUAUCCCAUCGUCUUUGGGGAAGCUCACCAACCUUGAGUCACUAGACCUAUCGCGAAACCAACUCUCUAGGAGAAUACCUCAAGAGCUAGCAACCCUCACGUUCUUGGAAUACAUUAACCUAGCUCAUAACAGACUCACAGGCCAAAUACCACAGAGUACACAAAUUGGAGGGCAAAAUAAAUCUUCCUUUGAAGAUAAUCUCGAUCUUUGUGGUCUUCCUAUUCUAAAAGAUUGCUUUGGAGAAAACGUACCACCAACAACAACACUGACGCAACACUCAAAGCCGUGGAAACAAGAACAAGUGUUGAACUGGAAAGCAGCAGCAAUAGGGUAUGGCCCCGGACUCUUGUUUGGGGUAGCGAUCGGACAAAUGAUAUCUUCAUAUAAACCAAUGUUGUUCUUUAAGUUGUUUCGUCUUUGACAGGAAACAG
Capsella rubella is the source of this 1750-nucleotide messenger RNA. Its product is annotated as receptor like protein 42. The transcript has a single exon. Gene Ontology annotation, molecular function: protein binding. The record is from RefSeq and is a predicted model, not a curated record. NCBI's taxonomy places the organism in Eukaryota, Viridiplantae, Streptophyta, Magnoliopsida, Brassicales, Brassicaceae. The coding region runs from base 1 to 1740 and encodes 579 amino acids.